Messenger RNA from Capsella rubella, 803 nucleotides. RefSeq names its product 22.0 kDa heat shock protein. Bases 67 to 651 code for a protein of 194 amino acids. Lineage: Eukaryota; Viridiplantae; Streptophyta; Magnoliopsida; Brassicales; Brassicaceae. The transcript has a single exon. Gene Ontology annotation, biological process: response to salt stress; protein folding; protein complex oligomerization. The record is from RefSeq and is a predicted model, not a curated record.
GUGAAUUAAAACAAGCCUACAAAAACGUUGGUUACAACCUUCUACGAAAAAGCCAAAUCACUAACCAUGAUGAAGCACUUGCUAAGCCUCUUCAUAGGAGCUUUGUUACUUAUAAACAUCAAAACAAGUGAAGGGUCUUUCUCCUCUGCACUUGAAACUACAACAGGAAGCUUGCUAUCUGAUCUCUGGCUAGACCGGUUCCCCGAUCCAUUCAAGAUCUUGGAGAGAAUCCCAUUAGAACUGGAGAGGGACACGAGUGUGGCUCUGUCUCCAACCAGAGUGGACUGGAAAGAAACAGCAGAAGGGCAUGAGAUAAUGCUCGAUGUCCCCGGUUUAAAAAAGGAUGAAGUGAAGAUAGAAGUGGAAGAGAACCGAGUUUUGCGAGUGAGUGGAGAGAGGAAAAGAGAAGAAGAGAAGAACGGAGAUCAGUGGCAUAGAGUGGAGAGAUCAUAUGGUAAGUUCUGGAGACAGUUUAAGCUACCUGAUAAUGUUGAUAUGGAAUCAGUCAAGGCCAAGCUUGAGAACGGUGUCCUCACUAUUAACCUCACUAAGCUAUCCCCUGAUCAAGUCAAGGGUCCAAGAGUUGUUAACAUUGCAGCUGAAGAGGACCAAACUGCAAAGAUAAGCUCUUCUGAAUCCAAAGAACUGUGAUUGUGUAAACUAUAUACUUAUAAAUCCAAGAGUUUUGAGUUUCAUAUUGUGUGAGCUAAAGAUGGAGUGUUAUAUUUUGUAACCUAUCUACCAAAAUCUGUGUAACCUUUUUCUAUGUAAUAAAAUUUUCAAGUCUUUAUUUUUUUACAGAA